UAAAAUCUAAAAUUUAAGUCAUCUUCUUCCUUUCAAUUAUUUCACAAUUAACCAGAUUUUUUGUACAAAUAUCUUGAAAAGAAUUAAUUGUUAAGUAUGGAUGAUGACCGAAGAAGUCGUACUAGUGCGGGUAGUGCACCAACUACGUUUAGCAAUGCUAAACCAAAAAUUGUGGAUCCUAUUCGUAUAGAAUGUAAAAAGGUUGCAAUCAAACCUACGGGGGCGUUUCUUGAUACUUAUACCGAUGUAAAAUUGGGUGUAUUAUUUUGUCAUUCUACUCGUGAUAUGUACUUGUGUUUGAACGAGUUAAAAGAUAAAAUUUGCAUCCCGUAUGAUCAGAAUUGCCGAAUACAAAGAAUUAGAAAUCUCACUCAUACCUAACUUUGAUAGAAGGUUUUUUCAAAACGGAGUUGAGAUAAAAGGAGAUCCAUCUAAUGGUCUGUUAGAGAAAGCAACAUCAUUGCUUUUUAUACCCUGUCCGUUUGUCAGCCUCAACGUAUUGGUUUCUGUUGAAGCUGCUUUUGGAAGGUACAGAACUGAAAUAUUUUUAGACAUUAGAGACCUAGAUUCAUCAAAUAUUCAGGACAAUAAUUCUAACUUAAAUAAUGAGAUGUUUGUGAGAUUUUACUUGCAUGUAGAACGUGGGGGAGUUAUCGUUCCGCGAGAUAUUAGUUUUAAUGGAAUUAUACAGGCUAUUGAAAGCAGAUUUGAUUUUCAACUUAAUCAAGAACGUAUAUCUUAUAAAAAUGGAGCAUAUGACAUGGUCGCUAUUAGAGAUGAAGAAGAUUGGAAGGUUGCUAAGUGGGAAACAAAACAUUCCGAUAAAGCCGGUGUGAUGGACCUUUAUUUAUAUUGAGGAGGAUUAGAUAUUUGUAAGUUAUGUUAUUCUAUAUUUGUAGAAAAGUUACGAACAACAAUCAAAUCAAUCUACGAUACUUAAUUAAAGAAUUUGCAGAUGAAAAAAAGAAUUCUUUUUAAUGGAAAUAUCAAAAAUUAUAAAAAA
This is a messenger RNA of Rhizophagus irregularis DAOM 181602=DAOM 197198, 1003 nucleotides long. Lineage: Eukaryota; Fungi; Glomeromycota; Glomeromycetes; Glomerales; Glomeraceae. The record is from RefSeq and is a predicted model, not a curated record.